Messenger RNA from Ectocarpus sp. CCAP 1310/34, 1300 nucleotides. Lineage: Eukaryota; Phaeophyceae; Ectocarpales; Ectocarpaceae. The record is from the annotation of a GenBank genome assembly.
AUGUUCCAAGUCCCCGUUGCCCCUAUCCUCGCCUNUCCAGACACCGCUCCCCCUGGUCUUCCCACUGCACUUCCACGCUAAUCGCAUCAUCCACGAAAAACCGCAAAAACGUCGGAUCAUUCUUCCCUCCCCCUACCUCCGGCUGCACCUUGCAUUGCGGUGGAAUCGACACUAUCGCUUUCCCCGUUGGCGGAGCGAUCUUUACGUGUGCCGCUGCCCGUACCCCGGAAUGCGUUACCCGUACCGUGUCUCUCGUCGUCUGUCGGUGUACGUGUUCUAUCGCCGACGCCACCAACCCCCACCACCCAGGACUGCCCCGCCAUCCGAACUGCAACCGAAGGUCUACUACCAGGAAUUCCCCUACCACAUAUCCGAAAACCGGUGCCCCUGCGGGGUCUACUGGAACUUGGCGAAACGCGCUUUUCACGUCCAUUUUUGCAACGUUAUCGUCCUCCUUGGAUACCUAGCUCUUAGCCCCAGGGACCGUUCAAACACCUCCUUCAUUACAGUCGCCAUCCCGCACGCCGGAAUUUCUUCAAAAAAAGUGGUGGCAUUCACCGGCCGCCCUUCCCCCCCCCGUUGCUUCCGCUACUGGUAUAGUCAGAUCGUGUAUCACCCGAAGUUUCUCUUUCUCCUCCACCACCCCGACCGGGGACACCCGCAAACCUGGAACUUUUUUCGCCAACUCCUCUCCUGAACAUCACCGCCCUGCCUGCUUCUACGUCCUCCACCACCUUCUGCCAAAUCGCUCCGUGCCAUUUUUGCGCGCUCGGAUGGUUUCCGUACGCUAACCCAUGCUUCAGGUCUCCCCCCGGUCCUACUGCGAUGGUUUACCAGCACGUCAACGUGUUCAAAGCUCCCAAAACUUCUGGCAAUCUUUUUCGCAUCCAUAUGAGGCGCCAACAAACGUCCACCCAGACUCUGCACGACACGUCCGAUUCCACCUCCGCUAGCAUCUAUCAUCUCUUCCUUCGGGGGGGGGGCGCUCAAAAGGGGUUCACUCGCUGGUUCAGUUUGUGCAUUGGAAGGGAAGGGCACGGGGCGGAUACGGGGGCCAAACUCUCAGACAACACGGCCCACGCCAUAUCGGCCAACACUGUCAUCAUUUUCAAUUGUUCCGGUGACCCGGUUUUCGUUUCCCGGGGCCUCGAUAGCGCUGCUCGCCACCUUGCUUUUCCCUCAGCCGCGCCACCCGGUGCUGUACCUGCUGCUCCAGAUGCCACCGACCCCGGCACCGGCCCCGUCUCCGCGCCCAUGACCCAGUCCCCGCUCGCGCGCGCGCCCCAUGCUGUAACCUCCC